AUGACAGAGAUGUUGUAUCAUGAGAAGCAGGUGGCGGGGUUGUGCGCAGUCCACGCGCUCAACACGCUCAUGCAGAACUCUAUAUUCACCGAAAUCGACCUCAUGCAAAUCGCCCACGAAUUCGACCGUCGCGAAAAGGAGGUCAUGAUGGCCAGCGGCAUCGACAGCACCGACUUUCUCAAGUAUAUGGCCGAGGACUCGGGCAACGUGGCAGACGAUGGCAACUACUCCAUCCAGGUGAUCGAGGAGGCGCUCAAGGUGUGGAACCUCACCUGUCACAGCCUGACCAACCCCGACAUGAAGGAAGCCAAAGACAAUCCCCUGCAGGAGCAGGCCUUCAUAUGCAAUCUGGCGAGCCACUGGCUGACGAUCAGAAAGAUUGGGGAGGACUGGUACAACUUCAACAGUCUGUUAGCCGAACCCCAAUACCUGUCGCAGUUCUAUCUCAGUGCAUUCUUGGACACCUUGUUGGAGAAGGGGUACACGAUCCUCUGCGUUCGUGGAUCGCUGCCGGAGCGCCCACGAGGUGUACACCCAGGGAGUCCCAAUUGGGUGGCGGCCAAGCGAGGCCAGCGACCCGCAGCGCAGCUCUCGGAGGAGGAGCAGCUGAUGCAGGCCAUCGCGGCCAGCCUCGCCGGCCCGGAUUCAGGGGCGCCGCCUGCAGCAGCGGUGCAUUCGGCACCCUCGACCCCCGUUCUCCAGCAGCAGCUGCCGCCACUGAUCAUCGGUAGCGACGACGAAGACGACGAAGAUGACGAGCUCAAGCAGGCCAUCGCCAUGUCACUUGCCGAGCACGGCCAGGCCAAGUGA
Molecule: messenger RNA, 810 nt
Organism: Acanthamoeba castellanii str. Neff
Lineage: Eukaryota; Discosea; Longamoebia; Acanthamoebidae
Product: ubiquitin interaction motif domain containing protein
Exons: 6
Coding region: 1-810 (269 amino acids)
Biological process (GO): protein deubiquitination
Cellular component (GO): nucleus
Molecular function (GO): cysteine-type deubiquitinase activity
Source: RefSeq, a predicted model, not a curated record